GAAGAAAUGUGGUGUUAAAAUCUGAGUAUUUUGGUCCCUGUGUUUGAUGAAGAAAAGAAGUUGCUUAACAAAAACUGAUUUGGAAAACGCAUCUGUUCUAAAGAGAACCGAAAGUGAUUUGUGUUGGAAAAGAAAUAACAAACCAUCUGAAGUCCAUCCUUUUAAAGGUGAUCAGGAGCCUCAUGAUAACUGUUUAAAUGUCUAUCAGCAGUUAACAAGAUCUUAUUCAUGGCUUAAACAAAAUGUUUUCCACAGUCCUGAUGCUGAAAGUAUUGUGAUUUCUAACAAAAAAAUAAAGCAUGUUCUAAAGGAAUUUAACAACAAAAAUUUUACUGUACAAAACUCAACAAUGGAAGAUGAUAUUGUUAGCAAAACUACUGCAGCAGAAAAAGAAACAGAGAAUACUGAUCAACAAAAGGAUUCGUCCUCUGCUAAGACAGUAGGAAGUAAACCAGCUUCAGCUGCUAAAAUAGCUGAAGAUAGUAAACAUGCAGAUGCCAGUAAAGCAGCAGAUGCUAGUAAACCAACAGAUGCCAGUAAACCAGCGGAUGCCAGUAAGCCAGCGGAUGCUAGUAAACUAGCUGAAGAUAGUAAACCAGCAGAUGCCAGUAAACCAGUAGAUGCUAGUAAACCAGCAGAUGCUAGUAAACCAGCCAAAGAUAGUGAACCAGCAGAUGCUAGUAAACCAGCUAAAGAUAAAAAACCAGCAGAUACUAGUAAACCAGGCGACGCUACUAAACCAACAGAUGCUAGUAAACCAGGUGACGCUACUAAACCAACAGAUGCUAGUAAACCAGGUGACGCUACUAAACCAACAGAUAGUAGUAAACCAGGUGACGCUACUAAACCAACAGAUGCUAGUAAACCAGCAGAUUCUAGUAAACCAACAGAUGCUAGUAAACCAGCAGAUGCUAGUAAACCAGCAGAUGCUAGUAAACCAGAAGAUCCUAGUAAACCAGCAGAUGCUAGUAAACCAGCUAAAGAUAAAAAACCAGCUGAUAGUAGUAAACCAGGCGACGCUACUAAACCAGCAGAUGCUAGGAAACGCAAGAUGACUGAAGAAGAAGAAAAGAAAAAGUUAUCUGAAGCUGAUGAACGUGCUAAAAAUAUGGCAAAGUUUAUAGAAGAAAUGAAGGCCUCUUUAGUAGAAUAUGCCAAGAAAGAGAACAUGACGGAAGAAGAUGCCAAGGAAAUGCUAAAGAUGCAAGAGGAAUUGAUGGCAAAACUUUCAGAAUUUGAAGAACUUACUAAGAAUAUCCAAAAUAUUGCCGGAAUAGAGAAUGUUAGUUCUGCUUUACUAGGUACUCCUACCCAGUGCCGAGAAGUGAAUCCUUGUGGUCCAAGUCAUUUUGAUAAUUUUCCUAAAGUAAUUUGUUUUGAUAGGAUUUCUCAGCAUGAGCUCGGUGUUCCAAAUAUGAUAGUUUGUGAACCAGUAUGUAAAGAGAAAAGGAGCCCAUGUGUGGAUAUGAAACAACAGGGGAGGACUUAUCCAACUCCAGAACAAAUGAGAAGGGGAUUCCCUCCAGAUUGUGAUGCUGAAAGAUAUAUUCAAAAAGACCUCUCACGAGAGCUACAUUCUACAGAAGUUAUAGGUAUGUUGGACAGACAGGGGGUGCUUGGACAACCAUAUCAAAAUACUCAGAGACCAAAUGCUCCUGUAAUGCAACCUCAAACUCAGACUUACCCAGCUAUGUUUAGGUCUGAGAUGGCAGCUAAUCAACCUGGUGUGAUGAUGCAACAACAAAGAGCUGGUGGGUUUAAUCAUCCAUGGGUUAUACCAGGACAACAAGCUUGGUCUGCGGUCCAACAACCUGGAGGAAUGAUGGGACCACAACCAGGAAUGAUGGGUCUUCAAUCAGGAAUGAUGGGUCCUCAAUCAGGAAUGAUGGGUCCUCAAUCAGGAAUGAUAGGGCCUCAUCCAGGAAUGAUGGGACCUCAGCCAGGAAUGAUGGGGCCUCAGCCAGGAAUGAUGGGACCUCAACCCAUGGGGAUGUUGGGUGCUCAAGGACAAAUGACAAUGAUGGGUUCAAAAGCUUUACCAGCUACAAUGAAUCCCCAAGGUCAAAUAAAUACGAUGAAUCCUCAAGUUCAAAUAAAUACAAUGAAUCCACAAGGAGCACCAGGAAUGUACCAAACAACAGAUCCACAAACUUCACCUGGAAUGAUACAAGUAAAGGAUACCCUACCACCAACAAUGAUGAAUAAAAUAGAUGUAAAAACUCAACCGGGUAUGAAUAAAACAAAAGAUAACACAGAAUUGUCUUCAGAUCCAACUGGGAAACCUGGAUUAACAAUUAAACAACAAGAAUUAAUCUCAACACAAACCACCACGAAAAUUUCAAGUGGUAAUCAAAUCAUAACUGAACACAGUGAAUCUGAUAAAACUCAAGAAAGAAACAUAGAAAUCACAACAGUUGAUAAAACAAAAGCUGAUACAGAAAGGAAGCAGACAAAAUCAAUGCCUGAUGAUGUGUUAGGUGGACUUAAAAAACAAAUUGAAAUUCUUCAGGCUGAAAUGAAAGGAGUUAAGGCAGAAAACAGGGACCUUCAGAAAAGAGUUUUAAUGUUUUCUCCUGAUGCUACUAAACAAAUGCUUAGGUGUCGUGCUGACGUUCCAGUCAUUUGCAGAAAAACUUUAGCAACAACACCUGUUUGCAAGUUAGAUUUAUAUCGGCAGUUGAAUUUGCCUUUACCAAGCCCUUUAGGAAUAAAACCGACCAACAGGGGAGGAGCUUUUCCACAGCCUCAACUGCAGCUUCCUUAUCAACAAGUUCCUUGUCCAGGAAAGUGUCGCAAGGAGUUUGCUAAUAAAAUUGUAUGCAGGCGUAAUAUUUUGAAACAGCUAGGUCCAUUUGGUGAGGAAGGAGCAACCAGAGAUAUGGAAACUAUGGUGACCUCUAUGGAGGAAGAAGUGAAGGUGCUACAGGCUGAAUUAAAUUCUGUACAGGAGGAAAGGCGCCAAUUAGAAAUGCAAAAGAAGCUUUUAACUUGUACAGCUCCAGCUAUAGCCGGCAAAGGGGCAGGAAUAAGUUCUUCUCCUACAAACGUUGAAACAAGAGGCACCCAAGUAUUGCCGAAAACUUUGAGAACUGAUGGUCUCCCUAGCAUGGCGACACCCUUAAGAGACUUAAAAGAACAGUACAGUAAACUACAGCAGGAUUUCCAACUGAAGGUAGAAGAGAUAUCUAUGUUACGAGUUGAGCUGGAAUCUGCCAGGAGAGAAUCAUUAGCUUCGAUAGAGAAAAGUGAAGAAGCUGAAGCAAGAGUAGAUGAAUUAAUUACAAGAUUAAAAGCUGUUGAGGAUGAGAAAUCCAAGAUUACUAGCAAUAAAGAUCAACUGAUGGAACUGGAACAACAGUUAGUUUUAGCAAAACAGAGGUAUAAAGAGAUCAAUGAAGAACUUGAUGAAUUAAGGAGUCAAAUAGCUGAUCAAGCUAUGCAAACAGAUGAUUAUAGGAAAAAGUUUCUUAGUGCGCAACAGACUGUAGAAGAGCAAAAGCGUCAAAUUGAAAUGAUGGAAAUGGAAAGUAGUAGAUUUGGAGAACAAGUUACACUUGAACUUCAAAGAGUUAAGGCACAGUUUCAUUCAAAACUUGAGGAAUUGGCUCCUCUACCAGAGAUUUUAAGAAAGACACAAGAAAAGUUAAAAGAAACGAUUCACCUUAAAACACUCGCUGAAAAAAAUUGUUUGAUUUUGUCACAAAACUUGGAAAUAGCUAAUGACCAGAAAGAAAAGUUGAGAGAGGAGCUGAAUGAAAUUAAUAGAAAUAAAAAUGAGAGUGAAGCCGAGAAAGCUUCAUUGAAAAUUAAUCUCACUGAUGGUGAAAAGAAAAUGGAAGAGACAAAAGCUGAAAAUAAUAAACUAAGGUCUACUGUUAUUCGGCUAGAGGACUUGGCAAAGGUAACUGAAAGAAAAUAUGAAGGAAAAGUUCAGGAAUGCCUUCAACUCCAAAGUCAGUUGGAAACUCUUAGGGAAGAGUCCGCAAGGCAAGUCUCCAGAAUCAAGGACAGGUAUGAAAACAUGAGGAAAUCUCUUCAGAGCCAGAUAUUUGAAUUGGAAAAUCAGUUGGCUGCAACAAGAGCUUCUGCUAAAGCUGCUCAGAAAGAUAGAGAUGAUAUACGACAGAAGAUGCAAGCUCAAAUAAUACAGUUAAAUCAGAAUUUUGAUCAAGCUCAGAUGAGGAUUCGGAGUUUACAAUCUCAUGUGAAUUAUUUGAAAACCUCCUACACAAAUAUAUUUUCUCCAGCUGACAAGACCGAUUCUUCAGUCAUUCUUCCAUAAAUAAUUUUUCAGCUGACCCGAUGGUCUGACUGUAGAUUUUUUUAUAGUAAUAAAAAAUAAUUAUCUUCACUUUAAAUCAAAAUUUUUUCACUAAUCCUAUUUUAC
Molecule: messenger RNA, 4387 nt
Organism: Nezara viridula (southern green stink bug)
Lineage: Eukaryota; Metazoa; Arthropoda; Insecta; Hemiptera; Pentatomidae
Source: the annotation of a GenBank genome assembly